Molecule: messenger RNA, 1235 nt
Organism: Micropterus dolomieu (smallmouth bass)
Lineage: Eukaryota; Metazoa; Chordata; Actinopteri; Centrarchiformes; Centrarchidae
Product: ras GTPase-activating protein nGAP-like
Exons: 5
Source: RefSeq, a predicted model, not a curated record
GAACAGUUACUAAAGUUACACAGUCACUGAGGAGAAGGACGUUCCAGCCAGAUGAGCACGACUUCUGUAAAGACAUCGGUGGCAGGAAAGGGUUUUUCAGUAAACGUCUCAAGGGCUCCAUCAAGAGGACGAAGAGUCAGACCAAACUGGACAGGAACACCAGCUUCAGGCUGCCCUCGCUCCGGCCCGCGGACGCCGACAGAUCUCGCGGGCUCCCCAAGCUGAAGGAGUCGACCUCCCAUGAGUCUUUGCUGAGCCCGGGCAGCGCGGUGGAGGCUCUGGACCUGAGCAUGGAGGAGGACGUGUUCAUCAAGCCUCUGCACAGCAGCAUCCUGGGACAGGAGUUCUGCUUCGAGGUGACGUACUCGGGCGGCAGCAAGUGUUUCAGCUGCACUUCGGCCUCAGAGAGAGACAAGUGGAUGGAAAACCUGAGGAGGACCAUUCAGCCCAACAAGGACAACUGUCGGCGGGCGGAGAACCUGCUGCGUCUGUGGAUCAUCGAAUCCAAAGACCUGCCGCCGAAGAAGAAGUAUUUCUGCGAGCUCUGCCUGGACGACGUCCUGUACGCCCGGACCACCAGCAAGACUCGCCACGACAGCCUGUUCUGGGGCGAGUACUUCGACUUCUCCAGCCUGCCCGCCAUGCACAGCAUCACCGUGCACAUCUACCGCGACGUGGACAAGAAGAAGAAGAAGGACAAGAACAACUACGUGGGCCUGGUCAACAUCCCGGUGUCGGGCGUGACGGGCCGGCAGUUUGUGGAGAAGUGGUACCCGGUCAGCACGCCCACCACCAGCAAGGCCAAAGGAGGCGGGCCGUCGAUCCGCAUCAAGUCCCGCUUCCAGACCAUCUCCAUCCUGCCCAUGGAGCAGUACAAGGAGUUCGCCGAGUUCGUCACCAACAACUACACCAUGCUGUGCUCGGUGCUGGAGCCCGUCAUCAGCGUCAAGAACAAGGAGGAGAUGGCGUGCGCCCUGGUCCACAUCCUGCAGAGCACCGGGAGGGCAAAGGUCAGAACUCAGCGACCAAUCAGAACCCUGCCGGGGAAUUAGUUUUCUUUCAGGGAGUCGGAUGUUCAGCUGGAUGCCGCUCUCACGCCUGUACGGGAAAUAUAAAGCUGCAGCAGGUUAGCUUAGCUUAGCAUAAAGACCUGAAACGGGGAAGCAGCUGAUGUGGCCCAGACCUGAGAGAGGGAUCGAUCAUCUCAGCUAACUCUGAGAAGGAGCCAGAUAAAC